This is a messenger RNA of Jaculus jaculus (lesser Egyptian jerboa), 5426 nucleotides long. RefSeq names its product collagen type XV alpha 1 chain (gene Col15a1). Gene Ontology annotation, cellular component: basement membrane. The transcript has 41 exons. The record is from RefSeq and is a predicted model, not a curated record. The coding region runs from base 161 to 4234 and encodes 1357 amino acids. NCBI's taxonomy places the organism in Eukaryota, Metazoa, Chordata, Mammalia, Rodentia, Dipodidae.
GCGCGGGUGACUCAGGCGCGGGCGACUCCGGGCGGACGCGGAGCCGGGAUCCCUCCGAGCGCCGCCUUUGUUCCGCGAAGGAAGGGCGAGCAAGCGCAGAGCCCCGCGUGCUCCCACGGGCUUCGAGCUCGGCUCCUUCGGACGCCGCAGUCCCUUCGCCAUGGUGCCCAGGAGGAACGCGCACCGCUGGCGCCUGCGGUGGCUGCUCUCCAUCGCCGCGCUCCUCUCUGCGCUCCCCCGGGCGGCGCGCGCCUCCGCGACAGGGUCAGCCGCCCACGGCCAUCUGGACCUCACAGAGCUCAUCGGCGUCCCGCUGCCCUCAUCUGUGUCCUUUGUCACGGGCUACGGUGGUUUUCCAGCUUACAGCUUUGGACCUGGUGCCAACGUUGGCCGCCCCGCCAGGACCCUCAUCCCGUCCACCUUCUACCGGGACUUUGCCAUUGGAGUGGCAGUGAAGCCCAGUAGCGCUCAGGGCGGUGUGCUCUUUGCCGUCACUGAUGCCUUCCAGAAGGUCAUCUACCUGGGCCUGCGGCUCUCCGGUGUGGAGGAUGGCCACCAGCGGGUCAUCCUCUAUUACACCGAACCAGGCUCCCACGUGUCCCAGGAGGCUGCUGUCUUCUCGGUGCCCGUGAUGACCAACAGGUGGAAUCGCUUUGCCGUGACCGUCCAGGGCGAGGAAGUGGCCCUCCUCAUAGACUGUGAGGAGCACAGCCAUGUCCUUUUCCAGCGCUCCUCCCGGCCUUUGACUUUUGAGCCCAGCACAGGGAUUUUUGUGGGCAAUGCAGGUGCCACGGGGCUGGAGAAAUUCACGGGCUCCAUCCAGCAGCUCACCAUCUACACUGAUCCAAGGACCCCCGAAGAACUGUGUGAAGCCCAAGAGUCUUCGGCAUCUGGAGAAGGCAGCGGGUUUCAGGAGCUGGACACCGUCGCUGAGAUCCUGGAAGCUGUCACCUAUACUCAAGCCCCGCCUAAGGAAGCACGUGUUGAACCCAUAAGCUCACCUCCUACUUCAUCCCCUCUUGCUGAGGACACAGAGCUUUCUGGUGAACCUGUACUGGAAGGGACACUGGAAACCAACUUGAACAUCACUGGGCAAAACAGCCCUGAGCAAGGGUCUGGUGAGAUCCUGAACGAAACACUGGAGUGGGUUCCUGCUGCGGACAGGGACCCCAGAACUGAUGAGGGUUCUGGGGAUGGGACUUUCUUAGAUGUCACCGAAGGUUGGGUGCCGUCAGCAACAGUGACAGGGGAAGCCAAGGAGCCUGUUACCACUGCCCAGGGCACAGAGAUUGGCAGUGUGCCCACUGGGAGACCACCUCUGGCCAUGUCCACCCAGAACCUCAGGGAAGUGUCCACUCUCGAUCCAGAGAAUGAAGAGACUCUAGCAACAUCCGCAGCAGGGAAGGCCGAGGUGCCCACCAGCACUGCUGGGCAAGCAGACACUGGCAGCAUGACACCCGGGGAACCAGCCCUGACCACAGCCCCCCAGAUGGAAGGAACCACUCUGGGUUCAAGUGGCAGAGAAUGGUCGGGCACAACUGCAGCUGCCUCCAGAGUGCCGCUCCGCACUUUUGAGGAAGAGGAAGCCAGCGGAGCUGCCACAGACAGCCUGGCUGCUUUCACCCACGCAGUAGACCUUGGACAAGGGGUCACUUCUGCACCUGCUGACGGGGAAGACGUGGUGGAGGCCUCCACGGAGGAGCCUGGAGGGGAGGGGUCUGGCGGAGCACCCCCUGGCGGGCCUCCACUCCCUAUGCCCACUGUGACUCCUGAGAGACAGGUCACUCUGGCACAAGGAGUACACAUGGGAACAACGGGACAGGCCGCACCCACAGAAGAAAAGGUGGGAGUGGAGGCUGAGGGCUCCGGCCAGGGCUGGGGCCUAGAUGUCGGCGGCUCGGGGUCCGGAGACGCGGAGGGCAGUGAGGAGCUGUUGAGAGGUCCCCCAGGCCCUCCGGGCCCACCCGGAUCACCUGGGAUUCCAGGAAAACCAGGAACUGAUGUUUUCAUGGGACCCCCUGGCUCCCCUGGAGAGGAUGGAGCUGCUGGCGAGCCUGGGCCCCCGGGCCCGGAGGGACGGCCUGGACCUGAUGGAGCCUCUGGCCUUCCAGGGAUUAAAGGGGAAAAGGGAGCCAGAGGUCCCAAUGGCUCCGCGGGUGAGAAGGGAGACCCUGGAAGCCGGGGCUUGCCAGGGUCCCCGGGGAGAACUGGACAAGCCGGCACUCCUGGAGUCAUGGGACCUCCAGGACCACCUGGACCUCCUGGGCCCCCAGGCCCUGGAUGCACAACAGCACCUGGAUUUGAGGAUCCUGAAGGCUCCGGAAGCAUGUGGCUGCUGAACGAACCCAGAACCCUGGGGCCUGCUGUUCCGAGUGGUCCCAAAGGAGAGAAAGGAGACCAGGGACCCAAGGGUGAAAGGGGACUGGAUGGGGUCAGCACGAUGGGACCUCCCGGGCCCAGAGGGCCACCUGGGCGCAUUGAGGUCUUGUCCAGUUCUUUGAUCAAUAUCACCCACGGGUCCAUGAAUUUCUCGGACAUUCCUGAGCUCAUGGGGCCUCCGGGGCCGGAUGGUGUGCCUGGGCUGCCGGGAUUUCCAGGGCCUAGAGGACCAAAGGGUGACACCGGUGUGCCUGGCUUCCCAGGACUGAAAGGAGAACAGGGUGAGAAAGGAGAGCCGGGUGCCAUUCUGACUGGGGACAUUCCUCUGGAAAUGGUGAAGGGCAAAAAGGGGGAACCUGGAAUGCAUGGAGCCCCGGGACCCAUGGGACCCAAAGGACCACCAGGACACAAAGGAGAAUUUGGCCUCCCAGGACGACCUGGUCGCCCCGGAUUGAAUGGCCUCAAGGGCGCCAAAGGAGACCGAGGGAUCAUGAUGCCGGGCCCACCUGGACUACCAGGCCCUCCAGGACCGCCUGGGCCCCCUGGAGCUGUGGUUAACAUCAAAGGCGCUGUUUUCCCAAUACCUGCCCGACCACACUGCAAAACCCCUCUUGGUUCCAAUCACCCUGAGGAUCCAGAGCUCGUCACUUUCCAUGGUGUUAAAGGAGAGAAAGGAUCCUGGGGUCUUCCUGGCUCAAAAGGAGAAAAAGGUGACCAAGGAGCCCAAGGACCACCAGGUCCUCCUGUUGAUCCAGCUUACCUGAGACAUUAUCUGAACAGCUUGAAGGGGGAGAAUGGAGAUGCUGGGUUCAGGGAACACUCCAACGGCAACUUCUUUGUGUCUGGGCCUCCGGGCCUGCCGGGCAGUCCUGGCCUGAUUGGGCAGAAAGGAGAAACCAUCAUUGGGCCCCAGGGACCACCAGGAAUUCCUGGCCUGCCUGGGCCACCUGGCUUUGGGAGACCUGGUGCACCUGGGCCCCCAGGACCUCCUGGUCCACCAGGGCCUCCUGCCAUCCUGGGUGCAGCUGUGGCCCUUCCAGGCCCGCCUGGUCCUCCAGGACAGCCAGGGCUCCCCGGAUCCAGAAACCUGGUCACAGCAUUCAGCAACAUGAAUGACAUGCUACAGAAAGCACAUCUGGUCAUAGAAGGAACACUCAUCUACCUGAGGGACACCACAGAGGUUUUCAUUCGGGUCCGAGAAGGUUGGAAAAAAUUACAGCUGGGGGAACUGAUCCCCAUUCCUGCUGACAGCCUCCCACCUCCAGCGCUUUCCAGCAAUCCAUACCAGUCUCAGCCUCCACUGAAUCCUGUUCUAAGUGCCAAUUAUGAGAGGCCCGCUCUGCGCCUGGUUGCUCUGAACAUGCCAGUUUCUGGGGACAUUCGAGCAGAUUUUCAGUGUUUCCAGCAGGCCAGGGCUGCCGGACUAUGGUCCACCUUCCGAGCGUUCUUGUCUUCCCACUUGCAAGAUCUCUCCACAAUUGUGAGGAAGGCAGAGAGAUUCACCCUUCCAAUAGUGAACCUCAAGGGCCAAGUACUUUUUAAUAAUUGGGACUCGAUAUUUUCUGGCAAUGGAGGUCAGUUUCCUACACACAUUCCUAUAUACUCCUUUGAUGGCCGAGACGUGAUGACCGAUCCUUCAUGGCCCCAGAAGGUCAUUUGGCAUGGCUCCAACAACCAUGGUGUCCGUCUCGUGGAUAAGUACUGUGAGGCAUGGCGAACCACAGACAUGGCAGUCACGGGAUUUGCCUCCCCACUGAGCUCCGGCAAGAUUCUGGACCAGAAAGCAUAUAGCUGUGCUAACAGGCUAAUUGUUCUGUGUAUUGAAAACAGUAUCAUGACAGACGCUAGGAAGUAAUGUGCUUCCGAUAGUUUGUAGAAGAGUUUUCUAAUUGUUCUUAUGUGAAGAGUUGACACUGAAAUCUAAAAACGUUUAAAUGUUGUAAAUAUUAGGUAUUUUUUAUUACACAGUCAUCAAAAGAGCAACCAAAGAAAACAUACCUCAACAUACUCAAAAGGAAAGACACGAGGACUCAGAUCCAAGUCAAAGCUGAUCCACAUAUUGGUGCUAGAUUCUGCAGGAAGCCCCAUGCAGUGUGAACACACCCCAACACAGAUUAAAGGCAGGGUGAAAACCGAGGCCAUACCGUUUCCCACUCCGUCCUUUGGAAAGGCAUUUCCUCCUUUCAGUCACGGUUAUGGAGUGUAAGAUGUCCUUCGUGUUUUCUUACACAGUCAAUGUUUGGAAACACUACCCCUUUCUAAGUUAUGUACAAACCGAAUGCUUUCAUAUUUUGUAUGCAUCCAUCAUUUUCAGCUGCUGCUCAUACAGAGAAAUAGAACUGCUUUGAAGAUUCUAUUUGUAUUUUCUAUUUGCAUUAGACUUUAUUAUGCUUUUCCCUUAAAAUAGUAUUGCCGUCAUGCUAUAGUAGUUUUAUAUGCUUAUCCAAUCAUAUUUUGCUGUGGCAUCUGUUUAUGUAACUGACCUACUGGGCAAGUUGAAACUGUAAAUUAUCCUAACCUAGAAAAGAAGUAGCACAUAAUUAUUAUCUUUCCGUUGAUGGCCUUCCUCCUCAUCCCCCACCCCGAUUCUAUGAUUUCCAUUUGACAGUUCUGAAUCAUAACUUCACCUGAAAGAGGUUCAUAGAGAUGAAUUUUCUGAGAGGUAUCUCUUCAUGCUGUAUACUUUGAUUUUUUUUCCAUGUAAGAACAUAAAGCCAACUUUUCCAGGUGCUUUCUUCUGUCUGACUUCUUUCCCCAGGUUCUUUAUUCUUCAUCACAGCUGUGGAAGUGACCCCGGAGAGCUUGCUAAUCCUGUCACUGUCACUGUUGCUGGUGCUAACCCUUAGGCAGUGAUCUAAGAACUGAGGUUCUUCCCACAAUGUUCAUUGCGCCCGUAGUCCCCACACAGUAGGGGGGACAAGGUAGAAGAGUUCCAGGAUUUUCUGUGAUUUCACACUGUCGCAGCACAUGAUUGUGAUGUCUGAAGGAGGCUGGGAUAAACAUGCACAAUAUCAACUGUGCUUAUUAAACAUCAGAUUUCUCUAAGA